Octodon degus (degu) is the source of this 2641-nucleotide messenger RNA. RefSeq names its product Fanconi anemia complementation group B (gene Fancb). Bases 1 to 2580 code for a protein of 859 amino acids. Gene Ontology annotation, biological process: replication-born double-strand break repair via sister chromatid exchange; positive regulation of double-strand break repair via homologous recombination; negative regulation of double-strand break repair via homologous recombination. The record is from RefSeq and is a predicted model, not a curated record. Gene Ontology annotation, cellular component: Fanconi anaemia nuclear complex. NCBI's taxonomy places the organism in Eukaryota, Metazoa, Chordata, Mammalia, Rodentia, Octodontidae. The transcript is spliced from 9 exons.
AUGGCUAGCGAGCAAGCAAUGUCAUGCACUGAACAAGAAAGGCUCCUGUGUUAUAAUGGGGAAGUCCUCGUUUUUCAUUUGUCUAAAGGCAGUUUUGCAGAUAAAUGUGCGACAGCAUCCAUAUUACAUGUCAGAAGGAUGGGAUUUGACAGAGGAAGAGAAACAUUUGUUUUGAAGUCCACUGGAUGCUUCAACUUAAAGGAAGAAAAUUCUAAUUUAAAAAUUGUGUGUUGCAACUGUGUUUCAGAUUUCAGAACUAGAAUGAACUUCCCUUAUGUUUUGAUACAAAGCAAUGAAAAUAAUAAGGUUUUUAAGUAUUUUGUUCUAUUUCUUCAUAGUACCAAUAAAUUUGAAAGGAGCCUAAGUUUUGAACUAGACUAUGAGUUGAAAGACAGUAUAAGGGUCCUCAAUGGCCCUUUAGUUUUAUGGCAACAUAGUAACACAUUCUUCUGUAUCUCUUCACAAAUUGGCAAAGUUGUUAGUGUGUCAGUUAACUUUUCCUCUGUUAAGUGGGCAGGUGAGAUUGAAAAUUUAGGUACAGUUUUAUUGGGACUAACAGAUUAUUGUUUAUCUGAAGAGGAACUCACUCAGAAGCCUUCAGAAUCAUAUUAUGCAAUCUGGAAUACCAAAUUUUGUGUUUACUCUCUUGAAAAUCAAGAAAUAUUAAGUAAUACAUACAUUAUACCUGCAGCUUAUAGCAGUGUGGUAACUUGUGUGCACGUUUGUUCAGCUGAGGUCAUCGCCAACCAGUUAAGAAUGACUCUGAUUGUCCUUACUCAAAAGAAUCAGCUGAUUUCAUUCCAGAAUGGGACUCCUAAAAGUGUUUGCCAGCUUCCAUUUGAAGAUCCUUGUUCAGUUCAACUUUUAGAUUCAGGUGAAGGAAACCACUUUUUCGUUGUAUCAUUUAGGUCCAGUAAUGCUUGUGCUAUUUGGAAAAAGAACUUUCAGGUUGCUGCUAAGUGGGAAAAACUUAGCUCACUACUUAUAGAUGACUUUAUUGGGAGUGGAAAUGAACAAGUACUUCUCCUUUUUCAAGAUUCCUUGAAUGCAGACUGCCUGGCUUCAUUUAAAAUAACAGAUCUUGGCAAAAUGAACUAUUCAAGUGAACCUUUGGAUUGUAAUAAAGAUGAUUUAUUUGUAAGCCAAGAAGAAAAUUGUCACUUGGUUGUUCCACCUCUGGAAAGAAGAAUAAAAGUUGGUUUGGUUUCUAUUCAAGAAUUACAGAAGGAACUAUUGCUUAAGGAAAAAAUUCUUUCAAAAUCUUGGAAAGCUUUAAUGAAUUCGAUUCAAGGAAAACAUUAUAGUACAUCAAGUGCAGAGGAGAAAGAUUGUCUUGUUGCUUUUUGUGGUGAAGAAGAAAGUAGUGUCCAUACCUUUGAAGAAAAGUUACCAGAAAAUUAUCAAAGUUCAGAACAGCUAGUAGAGAAGAUCUGGUAUCGUGUAAUGGAUGAUAACUUAGUUGUUGGCGUGAAAACUACAUCUUCUUUGAAGCUGUCCCUGAAUGCUAUGACUUUAUUGCUGUUAAUGGAUCAAGGCUUUAACUCCAGUGUUCAGGUUAUAAAGUGUCAAAAUAAGGUGAUUAGCUUGAGUACGGGUUCUUUCUCAGCACCAGACUUGAUACCACAUGAAAUAGGAUCAAAGGCAAAAAAGAUCAAGUUGAACUCUGAUGGAACGGAAGAAGAAAGCUUUGUUUAUCAACAGCCAUCUAAGAAGAAGGAGUCUGUUCAGAUAAUUACUGGUAUAACAUCGCUAUCACCACUUUUAGCAUCUAAUAAACUUUGUUGCAUUGUGCUGCUACAAAUUAGGGAAAGAGAAAAUAAUAAUUAUUCUAAAGAUCGUUGUAUUCCAUGUGGCAGACUUUCUUUAAGUUUAGAAGAUCUUUCAAGUGGGAAAUAUCUGCUGACAUUCCCAGAGGACAAACCCCUAGAACACGUGGAAGAUCUAUCUGCGUAUCUUGCAGCAUUGCAGAAAUCUUGUUUUCAAAUCAUAUCACAUGGAUAUACCCUAAAUUCAAUGUUGGUGUGGCUCACAGAACACAUGAAAGGUGAAGUAAUCAAAGAAUUUCCAGAAAUGUGCCUUUGUAAAAGGCCAGGUAGCUUCCAUGGGACACUCUUCACCUGGAAACAAAGAACACCAUUUGAUGGGAUUUUAACAGUCUAUUACAGGAAUCAUACAGUUUUGUUCCAGUACCUUCAUAAUCUCAUCAGAGUUCUUCCUAUAAAUUGUUUCUUGAAAAAUCUAAAAUUAGGAAGUGAAGAUUUCUCAACUGAUCAUUUGGCAUUGACUUUGGAGAAGGAACUGGCUACCUUUAGUUCUCUUUCUUCUUCUGUAUUAGCUCAGGUUAAAAGCAACUUUGUGGAGAGCUCUGAAGUAAGCAAAGGAAACAGUAGUGCCACGACUGCUUUAUCAGAUGACACAGAGAAAAUCCAUCUGUACAGAAGAGAAGUUCAGACAGAAAAAGAAAAACUCUUAGGAAUGAACCUAAAAGUGAGUGGUGCUCUUUAUAGAGAGAUAAGUUUGAAAUUAGCUGAGAUUCAGUUAAAAUCUGACCUUAUUGUACAAAAACUUUCCAGUUUUUAAUUAUAGUUUAUGUAUGAUUUUAUUUUAAAGUAAGUUUUCACUAGCACAAAUUUUAGUUCUA